AUGGUACUUCUUGGUCUGCGUUUUAUGCUGUUUAAGAAUUUGCCAAAGCGCGCAAAGACAUUUACAGAACGAGUGCAACAGGGAAUUUAUCAUGGAAAAGGUUACAUGUAUGGCCAUGUGAACACAUUUUCUGAAAAAAAGUAAGCUUAAUCUUGAGCUUAGUCUAAGUGUAAAAUUAUUGAACGUAACCUUAAUUUACAAAUAUAUAGCUUUGUAAAGUUAUAACUAUCUUUCAAAUUUAUUCUUUAAGAUACUACGAGGAUUUACAGUACACAUAAAUGUCAGCAACAACUGCACCAACAUUAAAAUUUUUUAUUUGAAGCAGUAGGGUUACAUUUGCCCUAAGUUUAAAAGAAUGAAGUCACCCCUUUGGAAGUGACAGUAACUAGCAAAUCCUCUCAAAGACAGAUACCGUUGGAACCGGUACCAAAUGUUUGUCUUGGUGAGGUGUUCGCUUUAUACAGAGUCAAAAAAAGAUUGGCAAGCAGCAGGGACCAAUCAUUAACAAUUCCAGACAUGAUGACAUUUCCCACCAUUCUCUGGGUAUGUUGGGCUUUUGUCAUUUCUUCUUCAGAAAGCUGCAAAUGCCCCAUGUUGGGAGCAGCAGUUUCAGUGUUCUCACCAGGAUUUUGCCUUGGGGAGUCUCAGGGCCCCCUCUUCUGAGAAAUAGGAGCCCUGUAAGAACAUUAGGAAGACAAAGUUACAAAAAACACGCGGUACGAAGAACCUGAGCCCGCACUCCAAAUUGUCUGUUACAUGAAGUACCUACCUGAUCCAAUAUGGCGGAAGAGGUGCUUACGAUGUAGUGGGACGUGCGUGGGACCAAUGAAAGUAAAGGCAACAAAAUUAAAGACUUUGACUCAUUUGAUAUCAUGUUUUUUUAUUUAUUCAAACAAACAGAAUGCUUUAGUGUUAGGGUGACCAUUAAAACUACUUAAGUCCGUUUGACUCGUAGCUUGCCCUUGCGCCCUAACAUGCGCAUCUUCUUGGUUUUAAUGCGCCAUUUCAGUUUUUUCUUGCGGGAAUCCCGCAAGGCCGCGGCCUGGUGAGAACACUGCAGUUUCAUACAGAAACCCCACUGUAGGGCAUUAAAAAAAAUUGAGAUAAUUACCCACAAAAUCACAAACCACAAAUCCAUGCAGUGAAUAAAAUCUUUGGCUGACAAUAACCAUGCAUACACAAUGUGCAAAGAAAGUAAGUUUUAUAGCUUUCCCUUUAUAACUCGCAUGUCCUGACCCAAGAGUCUUUUUAACUUGCUUAAAGAAUUUACAGGUGAACUUCUCCACAACGGCCCCCUUGGGGACAAAAGAAAGUGGUGGUUGUAGAAAGGUUUAAAUAAGAGUCAAUGUAUGGACUGUCCACCAGAAAAAGUGUUCAUUGUAGAGAUGUGGCUGUUAGUGGAGGUUUGACUGUACCCAGAACCAAUCCAUGUCUCAGUCUUAAAACUGAUGAGACAUGUAACCAGACAAUUUUUGAAGUCAUGUUACCGGUACAUCAUAUUUCAACAUCCUAAGUAUUUUCACCCCCACCUUCUAUCGCAAACACCUGCCACUUUUAAAAUUGAGGCUUGAAGCACUUACAGAAACAUUCAGAACACUCUUCUUAGGUUAGACAUAUGGAGCUGGCCACCCUUUGAAACUUGACUUAAUCUCUGACCCUUUAAUGGUUAUCAUGCUUUACCCACCUGCUUCUAACAAAUGGUGAAACAAGGUGAGUAGCCACUCCAGGAGAACUAAAAUGACAGCUGUUGAAAUAUUAAAAGUGUCCAAUGAAUAACCCGGCGGGAGAUUGGGGGUUAUGGGCCUGCCUUGUAUUGACUGAGACGUGCCCAGCCUUACAUCGACUGUGUAAUUCUACUUUCUUGUUCUGCUGUCAUAUAAUAAUAUUAUGGUUAAAAAGGGAGAAAAAAAUCCUUUGGAUAAGAUUGCUACCAAUCCAGCCAAAACUAACACAGGACUAAAAAGGCAGGAAGGAGUACAUUGGGAAGAUUCCAAUUCUUUCCAACAUGUACGCAUUGCUAGUAGUUUAACAUAAAUGGGAAAAAUGGUUAAUUUCAUCUGAUUGAUAAUGAAGUGAUGCUACAAUGUACGGCUAUAGCAUACAUAUAUGGUUGUGAAGUUUAUGCUUGCAGGGCUGCUGGGGGGGUACCAACACAUGGGGAUCACAUCUGUACCAUUUUACACUGUAUUGUUGUCCCUUUGCUACUAUAGGAGCAAAGACUAUAUGUAAUAGUAAGCUCUCUUAAACUGGAUCCUAGGCAAGUGGGUGUUCUGCAGAUGAGCAUAAUUUUGAAGAAGCUCAACCUUCGGACAUUCUAUGAUUAAAAAAAUAUAUAUAUAUGAAUCUUUGCUUUUCUGUUCCAAGGAUGGUCUUUGUCCUUGUCAGUUAUCCUUUGCUAAAGCUCUGAAUGGGAACAACAGGAAAAAGGCAGCAAAAUUAAAACACAAAAAUUGAUUCUUUUUGGGAUCAAAGACUCACAAGGCCAGUCUCAUACAAUGAUUUGAAAAUCUUAUGUUUAUCAAUGGUGGCUGGCUGGUAAAUGACAGUAAGUGUGGUUUUCUGCUGGCUGAGGAACGAACGAAGCACAAAAUGUUUUUCUCACACACGGCUGGGAGUAUGGGUUCGAGUGUGUGGGGGGCCUUCAGGUCACAUGGUGUUUCAGAGUUCAUUUGUGUUUGUUGCCUUCCACCAUUGCCUGACCUUUCCCGCCCACCCACUCUCCAUGUGUUUUUUGGGUUGUAGGAUUUCAGGUAGUGCCUUAGUUCCGGUUAUCCUCAUAUGUUGAUCAAUUAUUGAAUCUAGGCUCAGUUUCAGCUGUUUUGUUAGCUCUCCUUUGGUGCUGUAACACUAAUGAUUCGUAGUGUUGAUAUAAGAAAGGUCGGGCUGCAUAGUCUGGUUGCAUUGGCUCCCAGUUGCAUGUGAGAAUGUUACUUCACAGUGACAGAAUGGACAUUUUAGGAGGGCUAGUGCAGGCAAACAAAAAUUAAUGUGAGCUCGCAGUUGUAUUCUUGGUGUGGGUGGUCAGAGGCACUUUAUAAACGGUAUAGCGCGGUCUUUGCAAAAUCUUUGCACAUUCUUGGGAAACCUUGUUCUACCAACUAAUAUGCAUUUUACGUGGCUGCGAAGGCCCUGGUGGUGAGUUUAAGGUCCUUCUGAUGUUUGUACUGAAAUCACGUGAAUAUCAAUUUGUGGAGCACUUAUAACAAUAAUAAUAAAUUAUUAAUUUUGUUUAAUUUGCAAAAACACAUAACUCAGAUAUACUUACUGUACGUAAUUAAUGUAAGGCUUUUUGCAAAGUCUAUAAAUCUAUGCAAUUUAAGUUGGGUCAGAUUACACCACAGUCUGUGGUUUUAAUAUUUUUAUUAUGUUCCAAGCAUGUUCCUUUGCAUGUCAUCUGAAAGCCUCAAUAAGCUUCAAACUAAGCUUUUUUUGGACUUAAAAUAAUAGUAUUAUGAGUUGGGUACUGUUUAAAAAACGAGCAGGGGUGUAUUAUCAGGUUUAGAUUUCACCUUGAGUUUUUAAACCUGAUGAUAAAUGACUGCGAGUUUUUUUAAUUGCUUCAAAAUCUCUGAUAUGGAUCAACUCAUUCUUGCACUAAUAUUUAGAUUUGGCCGAGUUAUUUUGGUCCAAAAUAAUUGGAGGUGAAGUCCAUCAGAUAUAAAGACACUCAUUAAACAUUAAUUUCUUCUGUUUUUUCGAGAAUAUUAUUAUUAAUGAGCAGAGUGCAAAGAAAAUCAUUUUUACAGCUUGUCAUUCGGGCAAGCUGAAGCUAGCAUUUACUAGUCCUGACUUCACUUCAACUAGCCCCAAAAGCUUUUUGAUUAGUAGAUUAUUGAUUUCAAAGUUCUUCUGUUAUUCAAAUUCCUCAAAGAACAGCACUUGCCCGUCCGGCAAGUUAAAAACAGACUUCACUAGCCCGGUAGCAAAAUCCACUAGUCCCAGGCUAUCGGACACCACUUUCUUUGCACGCUGAUGAGUUUUUGAAUAUUAAAAUGAAGAUAAUAAUAAGCAACCUUAUAUUGCUUUGGUUAUACCGGUAAUUAUAUUUCCUUGCCAGCUCCAGUGUAGUUUUCUUGCUGAUUUUCAGUCCAUAGGAUGUUUUUUUUUUUAUCCUCUGUGUUUUUCUAUAAAUUCUUAUUGUGGUCAUAGAAAACCACAAGGGCAUAAUGGGAGCCAUAGAAUCAUAGAAUGAACAGGUAACUCUUUUUAAAAUUUAUCCUAUCCUCCUGUAAAAGUCUAGUUGAGUAUUCACAUCAGUUUUUUGCUGGACAGUCUGUACAUAACCAGCAGACUGUGCAGAUGCUUAAAUUUUGAGCUUGGGUGGCCCGUGGCUGAUCUGGAUUCAUUUUGCUAAUACGCAAUAUUGCCUUCUCUCCACAGAACCAAGCGGGUUUGGAAACCAAAUGUUGUUAAAAAGAAAUAUUACAGUCAAAUACUAGAACAAACCAUGAGAAUUGAAUUCAGUACACAUGCACUGAGAUGUAUUGACAAGGCGGGAGGAUUUGACAACUACAUUAUUAACACUAAAGACAAGUGGCUACACUCAAGAACAGCUAUAGAACUGAAGAAGCUUAUGUUAGAUGUACUCAAGUGUAAGGAACAGGGUAUGCCCAUGAGUCAGAUUAGGAAGGAAGUAUUCCCACAGCCUAAAGUAAGCAAACAUGUUCAUAUUCCAAAGAGAUACACCACGAGAUUCUACUUUGAUUGGAGAGGACCUCGCAAACAAGUUCUUUAUUGUUGA
Porites lobata is the source of this 4741-nucleotide messenger RNA. The record is from the annotation of a GenBank genome assembly. NCBI's taxonomy places the organism in Eukaryota, Metazoa, Cnidaria, Anthozoa, Scleractinia, Poritidae.